UUUAAUUUGAGAUGGAGUGGAGAAAAUACUAUUUGGAUGCGAUAUUGGUGCCAUUAGGGUUAGUGAUGAUGGUAGCAUAUCAUGUUUGGUUAUGGCAUAAGACUCAGACACAGCCCUUCACCACAACCUUUGGAAGAGAAGCUGAUGGUCGCAGAUUAUGGGUUCUUCUCAUGAUCAAGGAUGUUGACAGAAGGAGUAUCGUAGGAAUCCAAUCUCUUCGAAACUUGAUCAUGGCAUCAACACUUAUGGCGACAUCAGCAAUUCUGAUAUGUGCUGGGCUGGGAGCAGUGAUAAGCAGCACUUACAGUGCUAAAGAAGCAAUCGAUAACACAAUUUUUGGAGCACACGGAGAAUUAAUGGUGGGUCUCAAAUAUGCGAUUCUCCUUGCAACAUUCUUAUUCUCAUUUCUCUGCCACACUUGCUGCAUAGGCUUUCUCAAUCAAAUCAACAUUCUCAUUUGCUCUCCACAAGAUCACAAAUCCUUAGUCACUUCACACUAUUUAACUCACCUUUUCGACAAGGCCAUCAUCUUGAACACACUCGGAAACAGGCUUUUCUACUCUGCACUUUCCUUCUUGCUUUGGAUCUUUGGACCUGUCCCAACUUUCCUCUCUUCAAUGGCCAUGCUGCUUCUGCUAUACAACCUAGAUUUUCUUUCUGUGCCAAAUGGUGGUUUUGUUCAUGAAAAUGACAACACUUAGUAUGUCUCAGUUUAAAGCACCAAGAAAAGAAUGUGUAUCAUAUCUCUGUCACCCAAAGUUGUUGUAUGAGUAUGUGUUUAUGUAUCAAAAUUAAUCCAGAGUAAGGAUA
Vigna unguiculata (cowpea) is the source of this 810-nucleotide messenger RNA. RefSeq lists its product as uncharacterized. Lineage: Eukaryota; Viridiplantae; Streptophyta; Magnoliopsida; Fabales; Fabaceae. The record is from RefSeq and is a predicted model, not a curated record.